AAAAAAAUGUUAUCCGCUAUUUGGCGUCGCAGUUGUGGCCGCUAAUUUCACCUCAAAAACAAAACGCCAGUAUGUCCCAGUGGAGUUGAACACUUGGAAAUACUAAAUUAAAAGGUUUUGUAAGCCAUGAUCUGAGGUGUCUGCAUUUUCUCUGUGGACGUAAACUUGCCCUCCCAAAUGCUGCACUCACAACCAUCCAUCAUGUCUCAGCCUGACUCCUUAGCGACUGUGUGGGACUGGUUAUGUGUUCUUCGUUUGGAGCAGUAUUCGGAGGCAUUUCGGAGCGCCGGGCUAGCAACGUUACAACAAUGUCGCAACCUCACACCAGAUCAACUGGAGCAGAUGGGCAUCACCCUGCCUGGUCACCGGAGACGCAUUCUGGCUAGCUUGAACAAAACACAUGGUAACUGUGACACACAGUCUCACCUUGUGCAGUCUGAGAGAGACCAGAGAUUGGAGGAAACGGGCCAUGCCAAAUUGUUAAAGAGAGAGAGACCUGUGCCUAUCCCAGUGGAACAUAAACCUGUCCUCAUGGAAAGGGAGAAAAGCGAUGGAGAGACAUCGAGACCUACACCCAGGGAACGAGAGAAACCAGUCCCCAGGGAGCGACACGUUCCCAGGAUGACAGAGGAAAGUGGAGAAGGAGGAGAGAAGAAGCCGGUUCCUGGACAAAGACACACAGCUAGAGGAGGAAAUGAGGAACAGAGGGAUGGAGGAGUAGAUGGGGAGAGGCCUGUGCCUAAAGAAAGGACUAGGUUUCGCUCUAGUGCUCCAGUAGACUGUGACCCCAGCCUACUUGUCUCUUCAAUUUAUGACACCUCUUUACCCCCUGUCCCUCCACGAAGCACCCCCAACUGCCCUCCACAGUGCUUCACCUUUCCCUUGAGUCCCUCGCCUCCUGCUCGAACCCCUGCCUCCCCAAAACUGGACAGACAUGCUGUUAAAGCCCCAGCUGUACAGAGCAGAUCUUUGUCCCUUAGUUCUCCUCCACAUACCCCCACACAUGCACCCCUCCACCCUCCCAACUUCCCCUCUGCCAAAACUCGGCCUCAGUCAUUAGCCAUUCAGCCACCUGCUCAUCAUGAUGGAGGAAGAAAAACUUCACCCGUUUCCCCCACUGCUUCCCAAAGCGAUGGCAUAAAUGCUCCACCUCUCCCUCCAAAAGCAGGGACGGUGCUUAAAGGCCCUCCACCAAUUCCAUACCGGGCCCCUACUCAGUCUCAGAGAACUAGCAGCUCCUCUCCCACCAAGACCGUCGCUGAUGACCAAACUCCACAGGUCCCACCUCGCAUCAGGACACCACAAACUCUAGAAGACACGCAUCAGUCCACUCAACCUGACACUCAGCUGGCUCUGCCUGCCAGGAGAGUCAUCCAACCUCCCUGGUUGGAUUCACUCAAUGAUACUUCUGAUGAAUACGAGGAUCCAGACUUAUUUUACCCCAGUGUUCAUCGAAUAAACGCACACGACAGGGAUAUGUCCCUGCAAGUGCCCGGCCAUGUAAAGGGACGGCAAAGUAAUUUGUACAGUGACGAUGAGCAGUUGGAUGAAGAUGAUCCUGGCACAUGGCAGGAUGAGGGCAUCAGAAAUCUGCAAGAAAGUGUCUGCCUUCCAAACAAUGGCAGACUGGCCUCGGCCAGUAAGGACGACAGCUCUCAUCUUACCACUGUCAUCAAGAUGGGCUGGCUGGACAAGAAUCCACCUCAGGGGGCCCUUUAUUAUCAGAGACGAUGGGUAAAGCUGGAUGUUGACUACCUGAGAUACUUUGACAAUGACAAGGAGGUGUAUUCUAAGGGGAUCAUCUCUACUGCCUUCAUCACUAAUGUGACCAGUGUGGGAGAGCUGAAGUUUGAGGUCGUCACAAACAACCGAACAUUUAUCUUCAGGGGAGAAAGUGAAGUCGAGAGAAACAACUGGGUGGCUGUACUGCAGGACUGCACCAGGGGGCGCCCUCUGCGCAGCACCAUGAGCCCUUGCUCACCUUUGACCCCGGACUAUCUGGGCAACCUGGAGCUCAGAGGGUUACGCUCCAAACUUUAUACUGUUGUCACCUCAGAUAAAGUCUUCCUCUACAAAAACAUUGAGGACUAUCGUAUAGGAGUGGGUAUCACAUCCAUUGAGAUGAAUGUAGGAAAUGUUAAAGACACAGAUCGUCGUGGCUUUGAUCUCACCACACCUUACCGCAUAUUCAGUUUCGUCGCAGAGUCAGAGCAGCUGCGAGACCAGUGGGUUGACGCCAUGCGAAAUGCGAUAGGUGAGGCGCUGUCGAAUAGCGAGGUGGCAGACCGGAUCUGGGCGGAGCCAAGCAACAGUAUCUGUGCCGACUGUGAGGCUCCCAAGCCGGAAUGGGCUGCCAUCAACUUGUGUGUGGUGGUCUGCAAACGAUGCGCAGGAGAGCACAGAGGACUGGGUCCUAGCAUCUCAAAGGUUCGUAGUCUGAAGAUGGACAGGAAAGUUUGGACAGAGGAGCUUAUACAGGUGUUCCUGUUACUGGGCAACGAGCGGGUAAACAGUUUCUGGGCAGCUAAUGUCCCGCCAAGUGAAGCUUUGACUUCCAGUAGCUGCAGCGAAGACAGACGGCGUUUUAUCACCCAUAAAUACCGGCAGGGUAAAUACAGGAAGUACCACCCUCUGUACGGAAACCAGAAAGAGCUCAACAACGCUCUUUGUAUAAAUGUGCAGGGCAGUGAUGUGUUGGAGACGUUGAGCCUGAUUUUCUGCGGUGCAGAUGUAAAUUGUUCAACUGGUAUGGCAAGUUGUCCCUCUGCUCUUUCCCUGGCCAACGCACACUCGCAACCCUUACAGGCUGAGCUCAUUAGCCGCAAUCUCAACACAGAGCUACCACGGUCAGAGGUGGGCGGAGACAUGGAGGCGAGACAUUACUUGCCAGCACCUUGUGUGUCUCACAAUGGCUUCCUGUUCAAGACUGCAUCCAUGGGUCGGGCUAUCACAGAGCACAAGGCCAGAGAGGAGUUCAGUCGUCGCUGGUGCACGUUGAACGAUGGCACCUACAGCUACUAUGAGAGUGACAAGAACUCGAACCCUAACGGAGCUCUGAAGGCUUCAGAGAUCGUGUGUUUGGCUGUCGACGCGCCUGAGAGACACGGGUAUGUUCACACCUUUGAACUUUACUCGGAGUCAGAGCGUCUCUAUCUGUUUGGCACUGAUGACCCAGACAGCCACAAGGAAUGGGUCAAGUCUAUUGCCAAGAGCUUAAUCCCGGCCCCUGCCGAGCCGCUACUGAGGUUGGCUUUUGAGCGGAUUGGGCGGCUGAAGUGUAAAGACGGCUUGAACCUACAAACAUCCAAGGUUGGCUGGUUUGCUCUGGUGGGCUCCACACUUCACGCCUACCUGGAGGACAGCCAGGGAGAGGAGAUCCACCUCCGCAAACUGAAUGAACUCUCGAUUCAACAAGACAAUGAGGUGCUGGUUCUGGUGGAGAAGGGCAGAACUCUGUACAUAGAGGGAGAGAGGAAGUUGGAUUUUGCCGGCUGGUGUGGGGCCAUCCAGACGGCAGCGGGGAGUGGAGGAGACACACUGAGCCAGCAGCAGCUGACAGAGACAGACAUACCUGUCGUAGUACACAGCUGCAUCGGCUACAUCACGCAGUGCGGCUUGACCUCUGAGGGGAUAUACCGUAAGAGUGGCGUGAACUCCCGCGUGGCAGCGCUGUGCGAGAGAUUCCGCCGUGACGCACGCAGUCUUCGUCUGAGGGAAGGAGAGCACCAGGUGGACGAUGUUUCCAACACACUCAAACGCUUCUUCAGGGAGUUAGAAGAGGGACUGUUCACGUCAGAGGAUACCAGCACCUGGCUCAGUGCUGCUGCCAUUCAGGAAGAAAGCAAGAAAAUCUCCCAGUACCAGCUGCUGUUCAACAGACUGCCUCGAGUCAACAAGGCUACACUACAAGCCCUUAUCAACCACCUCUAUUGCGUGCAGCGUUUUUCUGAGCUGAACCAGAUGAACCUCCAUAACUUGGCCAUAGUGUUCGGUCCCACACUCUUCCAGACCGACGGGAAGGACUUCACUGCUGGCCGCGCCAUAGAGGACCUCAUACAGCACUACACACUCAUCUUUGAGGUGGAUGAACAGCAGCUAAAGAAGCAGCUGGAUGAGAUCACUGUUAUCAUCCAAGUGAGAGAGAAACUCAACACAAAGUUUCCUAGUACUGAACCAGGAGGGCACUUCAUCUGUACAGUGUACCUCGAGGAGAAGGACAAAGGAGAGCAACAUGUCAAGAUCCCUGGUUCCAUGACAGCAGCAGAACUGACCUGUGAGGUCCUGGACCGGCGUAACAUCCGGGUUAAAGACAAAGACUACUGGAACUGCUGGGAGAUCAGUGACAAGGAGGAAAUGGAACGUCCCCUGCACUAUCAGGAGCGAGUCUUAUCAAUCCUUCACUCCUUUGGCACCGACUCCCAUCUGCUUAUCAAGAAACACGUCGCUAUGGAGGCGAUGAUGGUGUACCUGGCCAGUAAAGUGGAUGCAUCCAAACACGGGAUGAUGAAGUUCAGAGAGGAGCGAAGCAUCUUGGGAAUGGGACUGUCUUCUGGAAAUUUCCACGACCGAUAUUUCAUCCUCAAUUCCAGCUCUCUCAGAAUGUACAAGGAAGUCAGAAGUAACCGUCCAGAACGCGAUUGGCCAGUGAAAAACCUAAAGAUGUACAUGGGUAUUAAGAAGAAACUUCGUCCUCCUACAUGUUGGGGAUUGACAGUCGUGUAUGAGUGUAAGAAACAAGAGAAGCAAGAGAGACAGCAGUGGUAUCUCUGCUGUAACACCCAGUCAGAAAUGAGGGAGUGGUAUGCUACUUUUCUCAGUAUCCAGUACGACGGCAACGUGUGGCCUCAGGACGGACUCCAACAGACACGAGUGAGCCGUGUGUUGCCAGAUACGCGUCACGGUAAUGUGUCACUGAUACCGCUGCGUGGCAGUGAGAAUGAGAUGCGGAACAGCGUGGCAGCUUUCAGCCAAGACACGCUUUCUCUCUUUAGAGAUGUUCGAUAAUGGUCGCUGCCAGAAAGGACGGACAGCUGGCCUCAGAUGACCUACAUCAUCAUUCUGCGACUGUACGGGCAAAAAUCAUGGAUGCUCAUACUUCACGUGGAUUACGGCCUGAGCCCAUCUGCUCCUUUUUUGAAUAUGAACUGCACCAAAAAGUACGGACAAUGAGGAUCACAUGUAAAAUAUAACCUAUAUGGUUUUCUGCACAAAUGAAUUUUACUUUACUUGAUGUAGAGUAGAAGCAGCCGGGAGCUGUUGCAUUCAAAAUCAAAGAGUUUGAUGGACUACAAUCACUCGCUUCCAGCCUGAUGUGCGUCAAGUUUCCACCCAAUGUUUCACUGUUUCCAUUGGUCAGGGGCAUGUGAAAGAAUUGCAUUAUGGGACAAAAGCAUGAAAGAUAUUAUGGGAGAAACCUUAAUUUCUUUAUUGUAUUUACACAAGACUCAGUCGGGUUAUUCUAGGCACUAGCAUCGAGUGCUUAGCAAUUGUUUUUAAAUAGUUUAUUACUUGCAGUUGUAGCUGAAUAUGAUUUAUAUUUUUGUUUCAUCUUUAGAUCUCUUUCUGUACUAUUGCGUAUGAAUAACCCCGGAGUUCAAAAUGUAAUAUUUGCUAUUGUAAGCAAAGCUGAUGUUAUAGGUGACCUGAUUCUGUCCAGAGUUUGUACCACAGGGAACUAAGACUGAGAAAUGACAGGUGAUGGAUCCGUGUCUAUUACUGCGCAGGACAUUUGCCUGUACUGUGCAAAGCCUCGGCCAGAGUUGCAUAUUUGUCUGCAUAUGUGCACCAGUGUGCAUAAAGUAUGUGUGAAUAUGUGUACGCGUGUGUGAGUGGGCAAGUUUUAUCUUUUAUGAAAUUGUUGUCUUUUGGGAAGUGAAGGAACGAGAGGUAUGUGCUAAAAGAAAAAAAAUCCAUUGCUUGUCUUAAGAUUGAAAGAAGAAAGUCACAGUCGAGGGCAAAAUGGCCUUUCAUUGGGACAUGUGAUUUAAAUAAUUGUCCCCUCUUCUGAGUCAAGCACCUUAAGUAUGUCACAAACAAUAUUCACUUAUUAGUUGUUAGUAUUGUCUGUUCCCGCUGCCCUCACACAGUCCUCAGCACUGCCUCCUCUCUUCUUCGCUUUGAUAUACAGUAUAUAUACAUACAUGGGCAGUUUUGUCAUUAACCAGCUGUAUUUAUGAAGUUUUAGAUUAUGAAUUAGUCACUUUGCAAUAAAAAUGUAUUUUGUGUUUGUUGUGCACAACAGUAUAUUAUAUCGUUUGUUCAUCCAAACAGAGCGCAGGAUUUAAUUUGUGCAUUAUAAUCUUCUAUCCUUCUUUCCACUUGGGCCCAAACGUGUAUAUAUUUGGUCAGAAGGAGAGCCAUGAAACAAUCGACAUUAACUGUACCUGUCAACAGUUUACCAGCUGCGUUCUUCAGCACCUUGUAGUAUUGCCUGUGUGCCACCUGCAGGGUUUCCCUGUUGCAAAGGUUUCUUAUUUAUUUGGACAGCAGAGGACGCUAGAUGCUGUGCUGUAGAGGGCUCCAUCUGUGCUGAUGAGGAAUCAUGACGUUCAGAUAAAUGUUAAUUUUUAACACCUUUUUUUAAGAACAUUUUGUGUGAAAAAGUGUCUAUGUGCAGUUUGUGUGUAUGAGUGUGUGUGUGUGUGUGUGUGUGUGCGUGUGUGUGUGUGUGUGUGUGUGUGUGUUGUUAGCUGCCCUCCAGCCCGGACCUCAGCAGGAGUAGAGAGAAGAACGUAAUUAAACUCUAUAGAAAGUAUUCCUCCCAGCCAUGUUUUUUUAACGUUUUAUAGUUUUUAAGAUGGCGUCACAGUGGACGUACCAUUUGUACUUAUUUUUUGACACAGACGGAAAAUUAAGUACAAAUAAUAAUCACAAAAUAAUUGCCCUUUUUAAAUCAAUCAGCUCUGUCAAGUUGCAUUGGAGGUAUAUGCAAAUGCUUUGAAAUGACCACUGAAUUAUGUAAUAGUUUAUUACAAAAUGUGGAGAAAUGUAUUACCUAUUGCGUUUUGUUUAUUACAAAAUGCAGCAGAUUAUUAAAAAAUGUAGUCCUUUCAGAUACAGGUUUAUUUAACGAAGAAAGUUUUCCCACCUGGGAUACUAAAGUAUUUUGAUAUAUAUUUCAGUUUUAUCUAAUUUGGAUACAUUUGUAGAAUAUUGAGAUUUUUUACAUGGAUUACUGUCCUAAUCUCAAUACACUAGUGAUUCAAUGUAGUAAAACAAUAAAGUACAAAAGUCCAA
Molecule: messenger RNA, 7236 nt
Organism: Cottoperca gobio
Lineage: Eukaryota; Metazoa; Chordata; Actinopteri; Perciformes; Bovichtidae
Gene: arap1
Product: ArfGAP with RhoGAP domain, ankyrin repeat and PH domain 1
Exons: 34
Coding region: 178-5004 (1608 amino acids)
Biological process (GO): positive regulation of GTPase activity; signal transduction; regulation of cell shape
Cellular component (GO): cytoplasm
Molecular function (GO): protein binding; phosphatidylinositol-3,4,5-trisphosphate binding; GTPase activator activity
Source: RefSeq, a predicted model, not a curated record